AUGUCAUCGAGCAACGCACAGGCAGAGCUAGGGCCCGGCGGGAGCACGCACUCCAUCGAGUUGGGCCGCCUUAUCUUUCAAGGUGCGGAGUCGAAGGUGUAUUGCUGCAGCUUCUACGGCGCACUGGCUUUAUGCAAGCAUCGUUUUGUGAAGCGGUACCGCGACCCAAGCCUCGAUGAGCGUCUGCGUACGCAACGUACGCGUCGCGAGGCACGCGCCUUGGAACGUUGCGUGAAGAAGGGCAUCCGUGCACCGCGUCUGUUAGGUGCGGACUACAUCAACACUUUUCUUGUCAUGUCCUAUGAGGCUGGCCCAACCGUGAAGGAGGCGCUCGACAUCGAGCACGCCGCCUAUAUGCAGCAAGUGUCGAAGGGUAAAAGUACGUCUGCGCAGCAGCAGCAACCGCAGACCACACCGUCGCCCUCGGCGUUGGGCAACGCUGCACCGUCGCCGGUGACUGCUGCCCUUCUGCAGAGUAUUGGUGUCGUGGUGGCGCGGUUGCACAACGCGAACAUCGUCCACGGCGACCUCACAACCUCCAACUUUAUUUGCACGUGCGACGGGCUCGAGGCGGCGGCACCCGGUGCAGAUGGCGCAGAUGCCCUCGCGUCGAGUUCGCCGGUGCUGCCAACAGCGGAGGACAUUGUUGUUCUCGACUUUGGGCUCAUCUCCGAGAAGUACAGCACAGAGGAGCGCGCGGUGGACCUCUAUGUGCUGGAGCGCGCCAUCGCUUCGACCCACCCGUAUCUCUCCUCUUUUGCCAGCGACAUUAUUCUUGAAGGCUAUCGCAGCGCCGCUGACCCGAAGAAGGGAGAGGAGGCGCUGCGGCGACUGGAGGCGGUGCGCGCGCGUGGGCGCAAGCGCACCAUGAUCGGCUAG
This is a messenger RNA of Leishmania major strain Friedlin, 879 nucleotides long. Its product is annotated as putative protein kinase. Gene Ontology annotation, biological process: protein phosphorylation. Bases 1 to 879 code for a protein of 292 amino acids. NCBI's taxonomy places the organism in Eukaryota, Euglenozoa, Kinetoplastea, Trypanosomatida, Trypanosomatidae. The transcript has a single exon. Gene Ontology annotation, cellular component: cytosol; nucleus; EKC/KEOPS complex. Gene Ontology annotation, molecular function: protein serine/threonine kinase activity; ATP binding. The record is from RefSeq and is a predicted model, not a curated record.